AAACAAAUCCACCCGUGAAAUAGAUCAUUUCCAACGCAAAUAAAUACCGUCAUCAACAAUUGAUCAAUAAUAUUUCAAUCUUUGUGUCUGAACAACCAUAACAACAAAAUACCUUUACAAUAACAACCAAAUCUUCACAAAUAUGGAAGGAAUGGAAACAAUAACAAAUCUGCCUCCAACUGAACCUUCCAAUCAACAACAACAAGAUGAAGAAAAUAAUUACAUGACCUUCUUCACUAAAGGGAAUACUCUAUUUGAAAGUGGAUCUUUUCCUGAAGCCUAUGAGGAAAUUGAAAAGGCAAUCCAAAUACUCGUAGAACAAGCUCAAUCCAAAGCCAUGAAAACCAUGAUCAAAGAAGAGGAAGAAACAACCGAUUUAACUCUCAAGAGGGUCAAUCAACAACAAACAUUCUUUCAACGAAGAAUUGUUAAAUAUAGUAAAUUUCUAUACAGAGAAUUACAAUCAACAGAUAGUCCAAGUGAUUCUUCCAAUACUAAUGAUUCGAUUGGUCCACAUUAUGUCUAUGAACAUUUAAAGAUGGCCUUAAAUUGUAGAGCCAAAAUAUUAAUUGCUUUAGGAUAUCCAGCAAUGGCACUUUUGGAUUCGUUUUUUGUUUUGGAAAAGCUGGAAUUCCCACAAAGUUUGGAACAAGGUGAUGAUGCAGUUGAUGGAAUGAUUAAUGCCUUUAUAGCAAUGAAAAAUUAUACACUUGCUCUUCAAAACAUCAAUGUUCAAAUUCAAAAUUAUCAAAUCCAAUCGAUUGAGAAUGAAAAAACAAAACAAUUGAACGAAAAGAAAGAUUGGAUACUCAAUGAAAUUAAAACAAAUCAAAAUGAUCAAACACCAUCUCAACCUCUUGAUUUUAAAUUUCCAAUUCCAACUUUCAAAAGAAAAUUAGAAAACAUUCUUGGCAAUCGAACUGAAACAGACGACCAAGUUGUACAAGGUCUAUUGAAAGAGUGCUCACCCCUCCAUGCACAUGUUAUAACUACUGAACAAUAUGGCAGAGGCAUGUAUGCAUCGAGUGAAUUGAAAUCUGGGCAAGUAGUUCUUUCUGAGAAACCAUUUCUAUGUGUUACAUUGGACACUGAAAAUACUUGCAAUAAUUGCUUGAAUAAGCUUAAAAAGAAAAUACCAUGCAAAAACAAUUGUGGAAUGGAAUAUUAUUGUUCAAUGGAAUGUAGAAGUGAAGCAUGGGAUAAAUAUCAUAGAAAAUUGUGUGGCUUUGAUAUGAGGAAUAUAAACAAGAUGAUUGUCAGUGGCAGCACUAAUUCAGCAAAGAAUCAUUUGUAUGCUAUCAAGUUUUUGGGGAUGUUAUUGCAGAUAGUUUAUCCACAAGGUGAAUUAAAACAACAAGAGAUUAGAUAUGUUCAGUUUAUUGAAAAAUUAGAAGAAAAUAAUUCAAGUUUUAAAUGCUUAAUUGCUUGGCCAAAUAUUUUAAAUGAUUUAAUUGGAAAACUGAGCUAUCAUGUAUCAUUGGAUAAGAUUGGAAAUAACAGUUUUAAAUAUGGUGAUGCAAUGUCUAAUGGUGUUGCUCUUAGUUCAACACUUCCAAAAACAAUUGUAUACACGAAUCACAGUUGUGUUCCAAAUGUGGAAUAUAGAUACGAAAAUGGAAAAUGCUCUUUGGUAGCUUUGAGAAAGAUUAAGAAAGGUGAACAAUUGUUUAUUUCCUAUGUGAAUCCUUCACUGAGUGCCCAGAAGAGAGCAGAGUCUAUUCUUCCCUAUAUUUUUGUUUGUGAAUGUGAAAAGUGUGAAAAGGAUGGUUGUAACAAAAUACAGACAAAGUUGAUGCAAAACUACAAGAAAAACAAUCUAAUUGGUAACGAUUUACAAUUCAGAGACAACAAGUACACAUACUGUGGAUCAUAUGAUCUUUCACAGUGGUUGGUUCUCUGCUUUAAUACUAUGGUCAAAGAAGACGAAAAGUUAUUUGCAGAGAUUGUAAUUCCUUUGGUUGCAUACAUUUCCAUUGUUGAUGAUGCAUGUGACGAGAAGAUUACAGACAUUUCUAUUGAAGAGAUGAAAUCACAUUGCAAGAUAUUCAGAGGUGAAUCAGUACAAGCAACAAAUCCUGCUCAUAAGAUGGGGACGCUCGUCUAUAAUCUGAUCAAAGACAGUAGAUUCGAUGGUAUCAGAGGAAAGGUUUUGGAAUUCUUGACUAUUGGAACCAAUCUCAUAGAGAAGGCAAAGAAUGAAUGUGAAAAUAAUGGACUAGUCUCAGAAGAAACCUUACUUGCCUUUUUGGAAGAGAGAAGAGUCGACUCAAUGUCCUCUCUUUUCUUUACAAUUAAUAAUUUCUUUAAAGGCAUUCCAGAAAUCGACACAUGUGAUCAUGUAAUCGAAUAUAACCACUUGGCUUGUGACAUUAUCAGUUUGUUCAAUGAUGUUGCCUCAAUCGCUAAAGAUGCCAAGAAGGUAGUUAACAAUUUUAUCAUUUUGAAUAAGGGAUUCAAGGAGGGCUUGUCAUACAGCCAACUAAAAGAACUCCCAGUUGAAGAUUUUGAGUCAUCCCUCAAUGAAGUAUUGGAAUUAAUCAAAGAGAAAUUGCAGCGAAUGGAAACAAUCAAAUCUUCCAACCCAGACAAUUCCAAACAAUUUGAAUCCAUCGAUGAAGUAAUGAAUGGAUAUUGUACUUGGUGCAUCAUUUCAAAGAGAUUUCAACAUUCCAACCACCUCCUUCCUGAAUACCACUCCAAGAAAUCAGUAAUCAAGACAAUGAUUGAAACUGUGUUAAUGCCAUUCCUCAAACCUUGGUCUGAUAAUGAUAUGCUCACCUAUCUUGAUGAUAUUGAAAAUUCCAUGAAGAAAUCCUCCUUUUCAUGCAUAUUGGACUCAUUUGCUUACUCGAUCUGCAAAUUUUGCACUUUUUCACUCACUAAUUAG
This is a messenger RNA of Naegleria gruberi, 2887 nucleotides long. Its product is annotated as SET domain-containing protein. Gene Ontology annotation, molecular function: protein binding. The transcript is spliced from 2 exons. Bases 143 to 2887 code for a protein of 914 amino acids. NCBI's taxonomy places the organism in Eukaryota, Heterolobosea, Eutetramitea, Acrasida, Naegleriidae. Gene Ontology annotation, cellular component: nucleus. The record is from RefSeq and is a predicted model, not a curated record.